AGCUCGUCAACGCCCAUCAUCGACCAUCUUGUUUUCUUCUGGUUCCUUUUCGUCCCAGCUUCAAGGGGCUGCUAUCAGACCUUCGACGAUAAGAACUUGAAUUCAUGAUCAUACAUAUUCUCAGGUAGUCAGAAUGCUGUCCGUCAAAUUCGAUUCACGCGCCUUCCGUGCACGGGAUUCAUCUUCAUACAGCAUUCAAUGAACUUGAUCGCCGGAAUCCACACUUGGAAAUUGGACGGGAGUCAACCAAAAUCUCCGAGAUCCAAACUCGGAAAGUGCACGGGGUCACUAAAGAAUUUUUGUUUUUAUAUCCCUUGGGUGGCGCCAUCCGAUCGAUACUAAUUAUCCCCCUCCAUGGCGAACUCACCAAUCUCAUCAUACCUCGAGUCACACCCAAUACUCUCGACUCUCACUCUUCUCCGCGAAGAAAAAGACGAUGUGUUUGGAACAAUUGCGGAUUUGGCACUGAAGAUUUUUGACUAUCGAUCUAUCGCAAGAAUACAUUCUCUGGUCGUAACCUCUUGUGAAACCGCGUACGCCGCGAACUUUUAUACCCAACAUAUUUCACAAACGGGUCAAGGUUAUGAGCCAGAGGGUACGUCUCUCGCUGACAAGCUGGCUAGACUUACCGAAACGCUAGAUGAUAUCCUGUUACUGAGCAGCCGGAUCGCUUCUCGAGGGCGUCUUUCAGCUACCAUCAUUGGAUACAUCGGUUUCUGGGAGUUAAACGAGAUAAAGAGGCUGCAGGACGUACUGAAAGUUAUGAUCAUUCAUGAUUUUUGGCCGGAGGUGGGGUUUCGUACCUUCAUAGCUGCAAAAACCUGCUUCGGCGCGUUGUUAGGACCAGAAGGAACAGGAUAUACGAAAAGGUAG
Molecule: messenger RNA, 873 nt
Organism: Marasmius oreades (fairy-ring Marasmius)
Lineage: Eukaryota; Fungi; Basidiomycota; Agaricomycetes; Agaricales; Marasmiaceae
Exons: 4
Coding region: 355-873 (172 amino acids)
Source: RefSeq, a predicted model, not a curated record